Trypanosoma cruzi is the source of this 1878-nucleotide messenger RNA. RefSeq lists its product as uncharacterized. The coding region runs from base 1 to 1878 and encodes 625 amino acids. Lineage: Eukaryota; Euglenozoa; Kinetoplastea; Trypanosomatida; Trypanosomatidae. The transcript has a single exon. The record is from RefSeq and is a predicted model, not a curated record.
AUGAUAGCGGGGGAAGGCUCUAGUCUCACAUUGCGGCUGCAGCGACUCUACGAGUUAAUUGCGAUUUCGAUAGAAAACGACACCGGACAUGAUGCUCGGCGCGUACCUCAUCCCAAUUUUUUAGUGGACGUUGCUCAAGAAUACAGCAACAUCCUGGGCGAGGCCGCUUCACUGCCGGCCAUGCAAGAUUCCCCUGCAGUGAUCUACGAGGCACUUCGUGUGGUAACACUGUUGUUAGCAUUUGAAAGCCAUGGUAGCAGUGGUAUGUCAAUAAGCACGGGGCUGGCCACAAAGAUAACUAAUUGUGUCUUGGAAGGCAUUGAGCGACUAAACGUUCUAUUCGCCAUGAAGCAACCUUUUUCUUUGCCACAGCCGUUACGGGAGGAAUUGCUCACGGUGGUGCGCUUGUUGAUUUGCCCAGUAGUGCAACAUCAGUCAGAAUCUGAUCAAAAUUCUUUAUCCAACUCCCAUUCUUCAGGUGUCAUAAAUGCGAUGGCCGAAAUGGCACGGCUCCAGCAUGCAUUGAUAGAUCGCCGGCUCUUGUGUGCUCGCUUGCUAAUUGAGCGUGGGUUGGGUUGCUGCAGAGAUAUGGAGGAACUUCUUUCGUCGUCCUUUGUUUACGGCAGUGUGCUGCAGCAGUUUCUUCUUCAGACUCUACAGGAAGAGUUUACCACGAUGCGACGCCACGCGAGUGGUUCAACGACCGCUUUAAAUGGAGUGACAGAUGAGUUUACGGGCGAAAUUGAGGAGGGUGGUGGCGGUAGCAGUAGCUGUGGCGAAAACUGUUUUUGUUACUACGCUCUUUUUUUUUUAUCGGAGAAUGGUGUUUCUACGCGAUCUAGACGAAGUCCCUCGACGACUUCAAACUUUUCCACAGGAUGCAAUACACCAAGCUACCGCCAUACCAGCGAUGAUCACGGCAGGCAGUUACGUGUUGGUAACCGACGCAGCAACACAGCUCGACGGCUUGUGUGCAAAAAGGGUCCAGCGGUGCUCUGCUCACUCGCUGUUUUGGCUUCUCUCGGUACGGGGACGGCGUGUCAGGGAGAGACGGCAUCCCAGGAAAACUGUGACAAAACCUCAGAUUUCGUUGACUUUGUUGGGGAUCUUGUGAGCGUUUGCGCUGUCGUCGUCCGCCCAUUUCUAAUGGAGCAGUUGGAAUUGAUGGAACAAAUGCGGCAGGAGACAACUUCACUUUCUCCGAAGCCACAAUCUCUUCGUGGAGUUCAGCCGCGUAUAAAUGAGGAUUUGGUGAGGUACCGCCGAUACAGCGAUGUGGUGGAGCGAUUUCUUUUCUGCUGGGACUCUUCAUUCAUUCGGAAGCCCUUUCCGCCCAAAUCGCCGAAGUGCGCGCCGUUGCCAUUGCUGGGAGGGACAGAAUUGUUGGAGGAAAGGACGAAGAAGAAAGAAGAGGAGGCUCUUUUGCAGGAUCGCGUUCCCACAACGGGGCCUGAGAGGGAAGAAAAGAGAAAGACACCGUGGGUGCCUGUGGUACCCGCGUUGGCAGCACAUCUUGCAUUACCGAUCUCAGACGACGAUGAGGUGACAUUGUUGGAGGUGGUCUCACUUUUCACAGAGGUGAAGCAAUUUCGGGAGGCCGAGCGUGAGGCGCUAUGGAAUCAGUGGAUGCGGUUGCGUGAAAAAACCACGACAUUAGCUGCGGAUGUUGCACGCAUGCAGCAGCGCCUCAACUCCAUUCUAGAGUUCAAGGUUUUUCUUUCUUCCUUCCAUGCUGUUUCCAUAGACGAUCUUGAGUGGGAGUGGGAGAAUCGAAUUAGUCAGCGUUUGCAGGAAUUGCGGGAGGAGAUGCGCCGUGUCCAAGAGGAGCUGGUGGAAAAACAGGAGCAGGGGCCACAGCUGUCUCGAGUCGAAAAGUGA